Molecule: messenger RNA, 651 nt
Organism: Necator americanus (New World hookworm)
Lineage: Eukaryota; Metazoa; Nematoda; Chromadorea; Rhabditida; Ancylostomatidae
Exons: 7
Coding region: 1-651 (216 amino acids)
Biological process (GO): tetrahydrofolate biosynthetic process; tetrahydrobiopterin biosynthetic process
Cellular component (GO): cytoplasm
Molecular function (GO): GTP cyclohydrolase I activity; zinc ion binding; GTP binding
Source: RefSeq, a predicted model, not a curated record
AUGCCAGCUGAAAGCGGCUUUGUCUCGUCGGAUAGCGCUAGUGAGGAAGCAUGCGACCAUAAGGCUAUAACAGAGCUCAAGAAAGAAAAGUCUCAUUUGGAAAACAUGGCUUCUGCAUAUUCAUCAAUUAUUUCGCACGUUGGAGAGGACGUGAAUAGACAAGGACUAUUAAAAACACCAGAAAGAGCAGCUAAAGCUAUGCUUUUCUUCACGAAAGGCUACGAUCAGCAGUUAGAUGACAUUCUCAACGAGGCUGUUUUUGACGAGGAUCACGACGAGAUGGUUAUCGUCAGAGAUAUUGAAAUGUUCUCACUUUGUGAGCAUCACUUAGUCCCAUUCAACGGCAAAGUACACAUCGGGUAUCUGCCCAACAAGAAGGUGUUAGGUCUGUCAAAACUCGCCCGAAUUGUUGAAAUGUUCAGUCGACGACUACAAGUUCAAGAACGACUUACCAAACAAAUAGCGACGGCAAUGGUUCAAGCAGUGCAGCCGGCUGGAGUGGCGGUUGUCAUUGAAGCAAGCCAUAUGUGUAUGGUGAUGCGAGGUGUGCAAAAGAUCAAUGCGACGACAUCGACGUCAUGCAUGCUUGGUGUAUUUAGGGACGAUCCAAAAACGCGGGAAGAGUUUUUAAAUCUAAUCAACAAGAAAUGA